Molecule: messenger RNA, 1790 nt
Organism: Alternaria alternata
Lineage: Eukaryota; Fungi; Ascomycota; Dothideomycetes; Pleosporales; Pleosporaceae
Product: nucleotide-diphospho-sugar transferase
Exons: 1
Coding region: 243-1538 (431 amino acids)
Molecular function (GO): glycosyltransferase activity
Source: RefSeq, a predicted model, not a curated record
GAAAUUGGCGACAACGCCGCGUGAUUAUCUGAAGCCUUGCUCUCAUCAGUGUUGAGGCGAUGAUCAGGUCAUCGGCUUUGUUACCAUUAUUCAAGUAACACCUCCUCCCUAUCCCGUCGUCGGCUUAAUUAUGACGUGGGUGUGUGCCCGAGCAUUUCGACUAUGGGUGCAUGUGAUAUCCGCCCCUUCAAGGAUUGACUAAAGGUUUGUCGCCAAAUCUGCGUUGUGUCUCCGUACACAUCAUGCGACGCCGACAUAAUAUUACUUUAGCAACACUUGCUUGUCUCGGAACGGUAUACCUCGUUGCACAACACCGACACGAAUUCAAAACCACGCCAGGGGGUGCACGCAUCAGCGGAAUUGAGAUAUUGCCGUCUGACAGGCUCACCUCCUCCCACCAAAACGAUGGCUUCGUUAUUCUGAAGGAUGAAGUAUCAAGCCAAGCAAUACCAGAAGAUGUUAGGUCGCCGCUAAAGGAAAUCGCCGCUUCCGCUAUUGGAGAGCCUAGUCUAGACCUCCAGCCGAGACCUUCCUUCGAGGAAGUCUCACAGUCAUCAAGAACAGACAGCGAACCCGAGACGAAAUAUCCUUUCCAAGACGAUUUACAGCUUGACCUACCUACCACCGUGCUUCAACGGUACUCGACACAAACGCCUCACAGUUACGACCUCGGCACCCCUGGAAGCUAUGCGUACGCAACAUUUCUUGCUACUCUUAACCCCUCUCUUAAAGAUCCCUACUUUCUCGCUAUUCAUUCGCUUAUCUAUCGGAUACUCUGGUCUUCCCAAACACGCAGCCAAAAAUACCCGCUCAUCGUUUAUGUGGCCGAAUAUGUAACAGACGAGCAGCGUGCGCUCCUUAAAGGAGCCGGUGCACUAGUACGCGAGCUCUCACCUCUUCAAUGGGAAUGCAACGUCUCUGGCGUGCAAGACCGAUGGAAGGAUCUCUUUGCCAAGCUCAAUAUGUGGAAAGAGACGGAGUUUGAGCGCAUACUGUUUUUGGAUGCUGAUGCGUUUCCGUUGGCGAAUAUUGAUGAGAUGUUCGACCUCGCGCCUAAGCAAGAUUGCAUACCGGAGAAAUUGCAUCUCGAUGACUUCCUACCCGACGGGCCAGUUUGCGAGCCUUACAUCUUCGCUGGCGUCGCGCAAGAUAUCUUCAAUGCGACAUAUCCUAACGUCAACGUCGGGUCAAUGGUCUUCACACCCUCCUUGCGCAUGCAUGCACGACUUGUGCAGAACUAUGUCAAGACCGAUAAUUACGAUUGCUUAAUGGCUGAGCAGGCGUUCUUAAACUGGCAGUUUGGUCCGGAGAGCGCAUAUCCAGUGACAAAGCUGGAUAGACAAUGGGGUGGAUUCUUUCCCACGGAGGACGAGGGCGAUGGAAAACUGAAGAUUGUCCAUGAGAAGCUCUGGGUUAUGAAGGAGGGAUGGAUGAAACAGGAAUGGGAGAAGGGCUGGAACGAGAUGAAUGAGUUCUAUGAGAGCGCUGAAUUUGCCAAAGCGAGAGAGGAAGAUGGUAUGGUUUCUGGAAGCGAUUAGGGUGCUUAUUACUGUCACAGUCUUCUGUACUGCUUGAUUGCCAUCCUCAGAGUGUUUUCUUUUGCGUGUAUUCCAGACCAUCUGGGCGAGAUUUAUGUGGACAAGCGAGACGAGAGAAAGGAACAUAAUUAUAUAGUUGUGUUGGCAUGCAUAGCAACGAGAGGGUGUUUCUGGAAUGGCGUACCAUUUAUGGUCUUCAUUCCAGAAAGGUUUAGACAACUAUGGCCAUGGUUUUGGUAUCUUCAAGAAAGC